This is a messenger RNA of Myzus persicae (green peach aphid), 2043 nucleotides long. RefSeq names its product alanine--glyoxylate aminotransferase 2-like. Bases 211 to 1401 code for a protein of 396 amino acids. NCBI's taxonomy places the organism in Eukaryota, Metazoa, Arthropoda, Insecta, Hemiptera, Aphididae. The record is from RefSeq and is a predicted model, not a curated record. Gene Ontology annotation, molecular function: pyridoxal phosphate binding; transaminase activity. Gene Ontology annotation, cellular component: mitochondrion. The transcript has 7 exons.
CUGUUACCAUUUCGUAAAUCUAUGAGUAUGUAAUUAUUAUUUACUAACUUAAUGCAGUAUUAAAACGCUCGUGUUCAGAGCUGUAUCCUUUAUUGGUCUCAGCAGUUUGUCUAGGAAACUUCUUAAUAUUUGUCAAUAUUCAACAUAACAAAGUGACAAUGGAAAGUAAAAAGCUCACAUUUACCGAAACAAUCAAUCUACGUAACAAAUAUGUCGGUUGGCCACUGUCAUCCGGAUGUGGUGAGAGCGGGCGUAGAACAAAUGCAACAGUUGAACACCAACAGCCGGUUUCUGCACGAUAACCUGGUGGUGUGCGCAGAGAAGAUUGUGUCGAAAAUGCCAGAAUCGCUUUCGGUCUGUUUUUUCGUCAAUUCCGGUUCUGAAGCAAAUGACUUGGCAUUGAGGUUGGCCCGUCAACACACCGGCAACACGGACGUCAUAACCAUGGACCAUGCAUACCAUGGUCACUUGACUUCACUAAUUGAUAUAUCACCAUACAAAUUUAAUUUACCUGGAGCACCAAAAAAACCAGAUCACGUGCACGUAGUUCCGGUUCCGGAUGUAUAUAGAGGUAAAAUAAGAGCGGAUGAUCAUCCCGACGAAGAUAUGGGAAAAUUAUAUGCUCUGGAAGUUAAAAAGAUUAUUGAUGAAAACGUGAUCGGACAACGUGGUCAAAAAGUGUGCGCUUUCAUCGCAGAAAGCUUACAGAGCUGUGGUGGCCAGAUUAUAUUACCACACAAUUACCUGCGAGAUGUUUACUCAUAUGUGCGGGAAGCCGGUGGUGUGUGCAUUGCUGACGAAGUUCAAGUGGGAUUUGGCCGGUCGGGUACGCACUAUUGGGCGUUCCAGAUCGACGGACCCGACGUGUUACCCGACAUCGUGACCAUCGGCAAGCCCAUGGGUAAUGGACAUCCGGUGGCGGCUGUCAUCACCACGGAAGCAGUGGCCCGCAGCUUCGAAGCUACCGGUAUUCAAUAUUUCAACACGUACGGUGGAAAUCCCGUGUCGUGUGCAAUAGCCAUCGCCGUGAUGACCGCCGUCGACGAAGAACGGAUGAUGGACAACGCCAAAGACGUGGGUGGGUACUUGCUGUCCGAACUCGAAAAUAUGCAACGGAGGUUCCCCGACGUGAUCGGCGACGUCCGAGGUGUUGGACUGUUUGUGGGUGUAGAACUGAUAAAGGACCCGAAAACCAAGACUCCGGCCACGGUGGAAGCUCGAGAGGUCGUGGACAGAAUGAAAGACGAAUUUAGAAUAUUGGUCAGCAGCGACGGACCUGACGUGAACGUCAUCAAACUGAAGCCACCGAUGGUGUUCACCAGAGCCAACGCCGACCGCUUUCUGAAGGCGUUCAAAACACUGAUUUCAGAGAUUAGGACUCAACGGUUUCAAAUGCUGUGAUUUAUUUUAUACUGCCACCUACUAUAAAUGUUUACGUAAUUCAUCAUAAUUAUCAUAAUUGUAUUCUUUAAAUAUAUAUAGGUUAUAUAAAUAACAUAUACUUUAUAAAACAAAACGUAUUGUAUGAUACGUUAUGCAUGAUAUAGGGUAAUAUUAAAAUAUUUAUAUGUAUAACAAUUUAAAUAUUUAACUGGAAAUAUUAAAAUAAUGAAACCGAUUAUUGUUUUUAUGUGUAGAAAUACGUUUAUGCUCGUAGAUAUUUGUUUGGCCCUGUCAGGCCGUGAACUGAGCGAAUACAAAGUAAUUGAUGUAUUUUGUAUGGUUUUUUAAAUGUUUUUUUUUUGUUAUACAAUAGACUAACUUUAUAAAAACAGCUAUAGUAUGCUGUGGUCAAUUAUAAAUUCUUAUAAAUUCUUUUAAUAAUUACGUAUUCAAGAAGAAGAAGAAGAAGAAGCAGGGUUAUUCUGCAGAUUUUCUUCCGCGUAAUUCGGUGGUAAUUGAACUCGUAUUGCAUCGAGACGUGCUAUGACGAUAUCGCAUUUCUUAUGGACGUCUUCCAAUGCAUUUUCAAGUAGAUCUACUCUCUUAACCAACCUGAGAACUCAUUUUAUUUAUAAAUCAGCUUGGAAACAAUUAUUUCUA